AUGGCGGAGCUGCUGAACCACAACUCCACGUCCUCUUGGAACCGCUCCGCCGCGGGACAGGACCGCUUCAGCAGCCUGGAUGACAUCGACCUGCCGGCGGACGGGUCCCCGACCCUGCGCAUCCUCAUCUCCAUCGUGUACUCGGUGGUGUGCGCGGCCGGGCUGGUCGGGAACCUGCUGGUGCUCUUCCUGAUGAAGGUGCGCCGGGGCCGGAAGAAGCGCUCCAGCAUCAACCUGUUCAUCCUCAACCUGGCGGUGACGGACUUCCAGUUCGUGCUCACUCUGCCCUUCUGGGCUGUGGACACGGCCCUGGACUUCAGCUGGCCCUUUGGAAACGCCAUGUGCAAGAUCAUCCUGUCCGUGACCGUGAUGAACAUGUACGCCAGCGUGUUCUUCCUCACCGCCAUGAGCGUCACCCGCUACUGGUCGGUGGCCUCGGCGCUGAAGGACCGGACCCGUCGGCGGGUGUGCCCGGUGCGCUGGGUGAUCUUCGGGCUCUGGGUCUCCGCCAGCGUGGCCUCUUUGCCCACAGCGAUCUUCUCCACGGUGAAGAGCGUGGCCGGAGAGCGGCUGUGCCUCCUGGGCUUCCCGGACGGCCAGGCGUGGCUGGCGCUGUACCACCUGCAGAAGAUCCUGGUGGCCUUCGUGUUCCCCAUGCUCAUCGUCACCGUGUGCUACCUGCUGCUGCUGCGCUUCGUCCGCCUGCGCAGCAUGAACAACAACCAGGUGAAGCGCAGGUCCCGGGUCACGCGCUCCGUCACCAUCGUCGUCCUCUCCUUCUUCAUCUGCUGGAUGCCCAACCACGCCAUCACCCUGUGGGGCGUGCUGGUCAAGUUCAACCUGGUCAACUGGGACCGGACGUACUACAUGGUGCACACGUACGUGCACCCGGUGACCGUGUGCCUGGCGCACACCAACAGCUGCCUGAACCCGGUGCUGUACUGCCUGAUGCGCCGGGAGUUCAGGAAGAAGAUGAAGGAUCUGUUCUGGAGGAUUUCGUCGCCCACCGGGACCAACACGUGUCACAUGCGACCGUUCUCCGGGACCGUGAGAGCGGAGCCGGACGACACGCAGAUCGUCAUCCCGCUGAACAACGUGGAGACGGACAACUGCCGACUGUCGGUGGUAACGGACCAGUGCGACACGGACGCGCUGCAGCGGUGAACAGAGCUUCAGAGGGAACUGGUUUCACUUUCUGAGCCACUGACGACGAACAGGGACUCAAACCUUUCACUCUGCGACUGUCCUGGAUUUUAAUAUGUUUUUUAUCACAAUUUAAAGGUGUGAAACAAUAACGGGGAUUAUCCACGACUGUGCGUAAAAGGCGCAGUUGCGUAAAAUCCUCCAGCAGCUGCGUUGCGCUGCCCCCGCGUCUGACUGCGCUGUGACGUGACACCGAUGCUGGAGCAGAUUUUGGGUUAUGGGGGAAAUAAAGUAUUUUCUUGCUGCUGAUGUAUUUCCUGGUUUAAGAGCAGAGGAGCCCCAGUCCGCCCCAGGAGGAUCCGGCUGCUGCUUCAAACAUCUUUCUGUGGAGUUAUUGACGUUCGUUGUGGUUGAUGUGUAAAAUGUACAAGCUUGAGUAACUGAAUGUAAAAAAAAUACCUGCCGAUGCGACCUUAAUGUCAAUGUUUGUUGAAUAAAAUGUUUAAUUUGUGUCGA
Molecule: messenger RNA, 1659 nt
Organism: Pleuronectes platessa (European plaice)
Lineage: Eukaryota; Metazoa; Chordata; Actinopteri; Pleuronectiformes; Pleuronectidae
Gene: rxfp3.3b
Product: relaxin family peptide receptor 3.3b
Exons: 1
Coding region: 1-1164 (387 amino acids)
Biological process (GO): immune response; G protein-coupled receptor signaling pathway
Cellular component (GO): membrane
Molecular function (GO): bradykinin receptor activity
Source: RefSeq, a predicted model, not a curated record